This is a messenger RNA of Eremothecium gossypii ATCC 10895, 1992 nucleotides long. It is a transcript of the gene SGM1, whose product is annotated as Sgm1p. The transcript has a single exon. Bases 1 to 1992 code for a protein of 663 amino acids. The record is from RefSeq and is marked provisional. Gene Ontology annotation, cellular component: endoplasmic reticulum; Golgi apparatus. NCBI's taxonomy places the organism in Eukaryota, Fungi, Ascomycota, Saccharomycetes, Saccharomycetales, Saccharomycetaceae.
AUGAGCAGCCCAAGGAAGUUGUCACUUGAGCAGAGACUAUCGCUUGCGACCAAGGCGACUCAGAAAAGACGGCUCAAGAAAUCAAGCCCUGCAUUGACUGCCGGGAGUGAUGCAACUGGGGAGGAUUCAAUAAGCUCUCCGGUGGAUGAAAGGGAGGGUCAAAAGCCCAGCAGGCCUGCCAAUGACACGUCUUCUGCGGAAGCUAGUGUUGCACAUGCACACAAUGGCAUUCCUGCGCCUUUCACGGAGGUAUUUCCGAAUGGCCUUGAGGGAAAAGAUAUGGAGACCGUUCUGGCAGAGCUGGCUCCGCAUUUUCAAAGGCUACGGGCUAUGAGUCCUACAACAAGAAUUGAUGCUCAGCCACAUCGAGAAAUUUCUACAGACUCUAGCCUGUUACUGCUGGUGAAAGAGAAAGACGCGAGGAUCGAAGAGCUGCUGGAAGAACAACAAGAAACGUCCGCCAAGGAGCGGCGGGCUACCCAGGCAUUGUCCAAAAUGGAGAAAAAGUACAAUAAGCAGGUUGCAGAGUCUGCGGCGCUCGAGCAAAAACUGCGGAAACAGGCGUCAGAAAACGUGCUGCUCAAGGAGGAAAAGGAUAAGGCAAAGGCGGAGCUUAAAGCAUGCCGUGCUGACUAUCAGCAGAUGAAGGAUGCUUGCUCUGCUGCCGACUCCAGAUACGCUUCACUGACACACGAGCAAGAGGCCCUGCAGUGUCAGUUGGAAGACUGCGAGAAGGAAGUACUUGCUGCGCGUACAGGGUUUGAAACGUCAAAGGCCAACUGGGAGAAGAAGGAAAAGGAACUGAAUGCUAGGUAUAACUCUCUUCGUAAGUCCUCAAAUGACGAAAUAACAAGGCUGGAGGGCGUCAUGGAACGGCUACGCCUAGAGGCAGAAGAUAGUAGAGAUAUUAGAGUUCGAAAACAGGAUGACAAUCCUGUUCAUGCUGAAUCGGAAUACCAGUCACUUCUUCGACAGCUUGAAGAUCAACAGCGGCAGGCUGUGAUCAGCAGAGAGAACUGGUCCAGUAUCGAGUACUCUAUGAACCAGAAAAUAGAAGAAUUGCAGACGCAACUUGAAGAGAUACAGAGUUCUUGUGCAGUUCUAGAGACACGUCUAGGGGCUGCUGAUGAAGAGCGGAGGCGCUUAGUCAUGGAGCUAGACCGCUUAGGCCGUGAAAACGCAAAGUUAAAAGAAGCAAGCGGUAUCCUUGAGCUGGACUAUAAGAAGGCCACGAAUAACUUAAAGAAACUGGAAGAAGAUCACCGGUUGUUGGCAGAAAAGUACAAAAUCCAAAAGCUAAACUUAGAGUCUAGACUAGGAGGUAAAAGAGAAGUUUUGCAAGAUAAAGAAUCUUUGGGAGAAAAUCUGUUGCUUCCAACUUCUGCAGAAAUCAAGGAUGCGUUCCAAUCACUAAAUGGACAACAAGGGAUGAGCGCACAGUCAAUUGCGACGGGCCAUUAUGAGUCUGGACUCUCGUCAAACUAUGAUUUUGACAUGCCAGUGGAUGAGACACUUUCUCAGACAGCCGAGAUUUCUGGAGACGACCUGCCUGAGGACUCCACAAGUGAUGCUCGUAAGACAACCACCGAUUUUAGGAGUACUAUAUCAGCUGAUCAAGCGGGAAUUUCGGCGCAAAUGCACGUUAAUGCUCAUAUUGUUAACAAGCUCGGGGCAGAAGUCCGCCGUUUGGAGCUAGAAAUUUCCACAUUGAAAGCGUUCAAUAACACAUUAGAGGAAGAGAAAGCUCGUGCAGAAGAUGAUAUUUUGAAGCUGCUAGAGGAAAAUCACACUGUGCAUCAUUUGAAGACUACCAACGAAGCGUUGACUACCAAGGUAGCCGACUAUAGCAAUAGACAAGAUACGAUUCUCCAGCUGUUGGGCGAAAAGACGGAACGUGUAGAGGAACUUGAAAAUGACGUCGAGGACCUCAAGCAGAUGCUGCGGAUGCAAGCACAGCAACUUGCCGACAUGCAAGAGAGGUUAAGAAUAUAG